Molecule: messenger RNA, 4467 nt
Organism: Penicillium malachiteum
Lineage: Eukaryota; Fungi; Ascomycota; Eurotiomycetes; Eurotiales; Aspergillaceae
Exons: 4
Coding region: 1-4467 (1488 amino acids)
Biological process (GO): transmembrane transport
Cellular component (GO): membrane
Molecular function (GO): ATP hydrolysis activity; ATP binding; ABC-type transporter activity
Source: RefSeq, a predicted model, not a curated record
AUGAAUCUUUCUUCGAAUACCGACCUCGACAAGAUGGCAGGAUCUACCCCUGACCUUCAAGGCUCUAUUCAACGCUCUGAAGAUCAAGAAACCUUAUCAAUUGUUGGCAAUAUCCCUGAAACUAAACGUUGCCUCUCGCAAGACCUCACAGACGUCAAGUUGUUGGCGAGACAAUUAAGUCAACACUCCCAGCAGUCUGGGGAUUACCCAAAUCCUUUCAACUCGAAUGACCCGGAGCUAGAUCCCACCUCGCAUCUCUUCCGACCAGAGAAAUGGGUGAGAGGAAUUCUGGGACUCACACGGGAUGAGAAGACUCAUCUGACCCGAAAAGCCGGAUUCACCCUCAGAAAUUUGAAUGUCUCAGGCUCGAGGACUGCAUCAAACACUCAAAGUACUGUGGGGGAUCUACUGUAUGCUUUGUUUGACCUGACUGCCAAUUUUAUUGGUAAUCGUCACCAGCGUGUGCAAAUACUACACAAUAUUGAUGCUUUGAUUCACCCUGGCGAGCUUCUUAUGGUUCUUGGCCCUCCUGGUGCGGGUUGUAGUACACUACUCAAAACAAUUGCUGGCGAAACUCAUGGUAUCACCAUCGACAAGGGCUCUGAGUUCAAUUACCAUGGUAUCAGCUUCAAAGACAUGCAUACACGAUUCAUGGGUGAAUCGAUCUAUACUGCUGAGCAAGAUGUUCAUCUGCCAAUGUUGACAGUCGGAAAAACCCUCGAAUUCGCUGCUCUAGCAAGAGCGCCCAGAAAUAUUCCAGGAAAUGAGGACCGUAGAUUCUAUGCAAAGAAACUUUGCGAUGUGAUCAUGGCAGUCUUCGGUAUCCGACACACAGUAAACACACGAGUCGGAGAUGAAUACGUUCGAGGGGUCAGCGGUGGCGAGAGAAAGCGUGUGAGUAUUGCCGAAGCUGCUUUGAGUGGCUCGCCUCUGCAGUGCUGGGACAACAGUACCCGUGGAUUGGACAGUGCAAAUGCCAUUGAGUUCUGUAAGACGCUGCGACUCAGUGCGGACAUCUUACAAACAGCCGCAGUUGUGGCGAUUUAUCAAUCACCUCAAGCUGCUUAUGAUCUUUUUGAUAAAGUUUUGAUCCUGUAUCAAGGGAGACAGAUAUUUUUUGGACCUGUCACAGAGGCUAAGAGCUACUUCGAGACAAUCGGAUUCGAAUGUCCUGAGCGACAAACAACGCCCGAUUUCCUCACAUCCAUGACUAGUCCUGGUGAGCGUCGUGUUCGAAGGGGCUUUGAAAAUAAAGUCCCACGAACACCAGAGGACUUUGCAAGAGCUUGGACAGAAAGUGGAACACGAAACAAGCUUGUGGAGGAAAUUGGGCAAUACAAUAGUCGCCACAUAAUCCAUGGGCCUGACUUCGAGGCGUUUCAAAAGUCUCGAGACCUCCAGCAAGCUAGAUCCCAACGCCAAAAGUCCCCCUAUACACUCUCUUACUGGCAACAAAUUGUGAUCUGUCUUCGAAGGGGAUAUAGCCGAGUUAUUGCAGACCCAACCCUAUUGAUCGCUUCAGUCAUCAGCAAUAUUGCUAUUGUACUGAUCGUUAGCAGUAUCUUUUUCAAGAUGCCUAUGACUACGUCUUCCUUUUACUCCAGGGGCGCUCUUCUGUUCUUUGCAAUCAUUAUUAAUGCGUUCAGCAGCCAGUUAGAAAUCUUGACUCUUUAUGCACAGCGGCCCGUCGUCGAAAAACAUGCCCGCUAUGCUCUUUACCACCCUUCUGCCGAGGCACUUGCUUCAAUGUUGACAGAUCUCCCAAUAAAGAUCAUCAACCUUAUUUGCUUCAAUCUGAUACUAUACUGGAUGACUGGGUUGAAAGAAGAAGCGGGAGCAUUUUUCUUCUUCCUCUUCACUUCGUUCAUGAUGGUGAUGGUCAUGUCGAGCUUGUUCCGGACCAUUGCCUCCAUAUCACGAACAUUGGCCCAGGCUCUUGCACCAGUCACCAUCUUCGUGCUGGCUCUGGUAAUAUACUCUGGUUUUGUAAUUCCGACAGAGUACAUGCAUGGGUGGGCACGCUGGAUUAAUUAUGUUGAUCCCAUUGCUUAUGGAUUGGAAGCGUUGAUGAUCAAUGAGUUCCAUGAGCGCAAUUAUGCUUGUUCAAAUUAUGUGCCACGAGGACCUGGCUACGAUGAGAGCCCAACAACACGGGUUUGCUCCUCAGUGGGUUCUGUUGCUGGCCAAAUUUUGGUUAAUGGAGAUGCCUAUAUCGAAGGCUCAUUUGAUUUCCAUCACUCACACAAAUGGCGGAACAUUGGAAUCAUGUUCGGGUUCUGGGCAUUUUUCACCUUUACAUAUGUCCUUGCAACUGAUCUCAUCUCUGAAAGGAAAUCAAGAGGAGAAAUAGCUAUUUUUCCUCGAGGAAAGACCCCAAAUCAUGGGCAGGUGACUGUGAGUGACUUUGAAAAUGGUAACGAAAAGGUUCUAGUCAGUGAAAGUUCCAAUUCUGAAUCAAGAGACGUGCCAUCUGGAAUCGUGAAGCAGACUGCGAUCUUUCAAUGGCAGGAUGUCUGCUACGAUCUCAAGAUCAAGGAUGAGAAUCGACGUAUUUUGGAUCACGUUGAUGGGUGGGUACAGCCAGGCACUUUGACAGCUCUCAUGGGAGUGUCUGGAGCUGGGAAGACUACACUCCUCGAUGUUUUGGCCAGUCGCAGAACUAUAGGCGUAAUAAGUGGACGAAUUCUGGUCGACGGACAAAAAAGAGACAGCUCUUUUCAACGAAAGACCGGAUAUGCACAGCAGCUGGACCUGCAUCUGGAGACUUCGACUGUCCGAGAGGCUCUGAAUUUUAGUGCAAGUCUUCGUCAGCCGCGAUGCAUUUCACCUUUAGAGAAGAGGAGAUAUGUUGAGGAUGUAAUUCAGCUAUUAGAGAUGGAUGAAUAUGCAGACGCCGUGGUGGGAGUUCCGGGUGAAGGACUGAACGUCGAGCAAAGGAAAAGGCUCACAAUUGGCGUUGAGCUUGCUGCCAAGCCCGAGCUUCUCUUAUUUCUCGAUGAGCCAACAUCGGGUCUUGACUCUCAAACCUCAUGGUCAAUUUUGAUGUUGCUACAAAAGUUAAAGAGCAACGGUCAAGCAAUUCUCUGUACCAUCCAUCAGCCAUCGGCAAUACUCUUACAACAAUUUGACCGACUUCUUCUUCUUGAUAAUGGUGGAAGAACGGUCUACUUUGGACCAAUGGGACCGUCAGCUUCAACUCUGCUGACAUACUUUGAGAAAAAUGGUGGCUAUCCCUGCCCAGCCGAUGCAAAUCCUGCUGAAUACAUGCUCGAGGUUAUCGGUGCUGCACCGGGAUCUCGUACAGAGAUCAAUUGGCCUGCUGUAUGGAGACAGUCACCAGAGAUAGAGGCAGUCCGUGUUCAACUUGAAGAAUGGAAGAGAGAUCGUCCCCAUCAAUCUGCGACACCAUCAACCCAAGAUCACCAUUCAUAUGCUGAAUUCGCAGCUUCUUUUCCAAAUCAAUUGAGGGAGACCCUAGUCCGUAUUUUUAAACAAUAUUGGCGGACUCCAAGUUAUAUUUAUUCUAAGAUCGGUCUUAUCGUCGCUACAGGUCUUUUCAUUGGGUUCUCCUUCUUCAAGGCGCCAAACACUCAACAAGGACUACAAAAUCAGAUGUUUGGUCUUUUCAUGCUUUCAACCACUUUCAAUCUCCUCGCUCAACAAAUUAUGCCCCAAUUUGUGACACAAAGAGCACUUUACGAAGCUCGAGAACGACCAGCAAAGACGUACUCAUGGGCAGCUUUCAUGUUAGCAAAUAUUCUUGUGGAAAUACCCUGGUCAUUACUAUGCUCAGUGUUGUUGUUCGUGACAUGGUAUUAUCCUAUUGGUCUCUAUCGUAACGCAGAGUUCACAGACACGGUCCAUGAGAAAGGAGCACUAGUCUGGCUCUUCAUCCUCACGUUUGUGUUGUUCUCUAGCACAUUCGCCCACCUUGCCAUUUCAGCCAUUGAGACCGCAGAGACUGCCGGAAACAUUGCAAAUCUAUGCUUUUCGCUGACAAUCUCGUUUUGUGGUGUACUAGCAGGCCCGAAAGCUUUCCCCCAUUUUUGGAUCUUCAUGUACCGUCUCUCGCCAUUCCACUAUCUCAUAUCAGGUCUGCUGUCUGCAUCUGUGGGAGGUGGACAUGUUGUGUGCUCCAAGCAAGAGUUCCUCCAUUUUGAUCCGCCCUCGAAUAGUACCUGUGGUGAUUACCUAGCGGGCUACAUCCACAUGGCUGGCGGAUACGUCGAAGUUCCCUCAGCUACCAGUGCUUGCUCCUUCUGUCCCAUUUCGGAGACCGACAAGUUUCUUACGGGGAUGUCAACAAGUCGAGAUGAUGAGUGGAUGAAUUUUGGACUCAUGUGGAUUUACAUUGUGUUCAACAUCAUUGGUGCCGUCUUUCUCUAUUGGGCAUUUCGGGUCCCAAGGAGGAUAGAGAUCCAUGAGACGGUUACUGCAGAUGAGAGGGAAAAUCUAGCAAGAUCAUGA